Molecule: messenger RNA, 2607 nt
Organism: Brassica rapa (field mustard)
Lineage: Eukaryota; Viridiplantae; Streptophyta; Magnoliopsida; Brassicales; Brassicaceae
Product: probable boron transporter 3
Biological process (GO): transmembrane transport; monoatomic anion transport; monoatomic ion homeostasis
Cellular component (GO): plasma membrane
Molecular function (GO): solute:inorganic anion antiporter activity
Source: RefSeq, a predicted model, not a curated record
UGUGUCUGUCUGAAACCCGAGGCAGAAACACAGAGACAAACAUCUCUUCCUCUCUCUCUUCCCAUAAAGAUCUCAACAUCACUCUCACUCUUUUUCUUCUUUCAACAUUUUUUAUCUGCAACAGUUAAAAAAAAUCUCACACAACCCUCCUUAAGAGGCCAAGAGCAGAGAACGCAAGCUGCACAUUUCCUUCUUCUUCUUCUUCUUCUGGGCAGUUCUAACCUGUUUUGUCUUUGGACACCAAAUCUAAAUGGCAGAGGCAGAGAGCUUUGUGCCUUUUCAAGGCAUAAAGAAUGACGUCAAAGGAAGAGUCAGAUGCUACAAACAUGACUGGACCAGUGGUUUCAGAGCUGGAUUCAGGAUUCUGGCACCAACAACUUACAUAUUCUUUGCAUCCGCCAUUCCUGUGAUUACAUUUGGAGAGCAGCUGGAGAGAGAUACUGAUGGGAAGAUAACAGCUGUUCAAACCUUAGUUUCAACUGCAUUAUGUGGAGUGACACAUUCCAUUAUAGGAGGCCAGCCAUUGUUGAUUCUCGGUGUUGCAGAGCCUACUGUUAUAAUGUACACCUUCAUGUUCAACUUCGCCAAAAACAGACAAGACUUGGGGUCUAAUCUCUUUCUUGCGUGGACCGGAUGGGUUUGCUUGUGGACGGGGCUCUUAUUGUUCUUGUUAGCUAUACUAGGCGCUUGCUCCUUUAUCAAUCGGUUUACACGUCUUGCUGGAGAGCUUUUUGGUAUCUUGAUAGCAAUGCUUUUCAUGCAAGAAGCCAUUAGAGGCGUUGUGGAUGAGUUUGGUGUCCCUGGAAGAACAAAUCCUACUUCAGCUCAGUUCCAACCUGCUUGGGUGUUUGCAAAUGGAAUGUUCGGUUUGGUUUUGUCUUUUGGACUUCUUUAUACCGCUCUGAAAAGCCGUAAAGCAAGGUCUUGGAGAUUUGGUGCUGAAUGGUUGAGAGGGUUUAUAGCAGACUAUGGUGUGCCAGUGAUGGUGGUAGUGUGGACUUGUGUAUCAUACAUACCUUGGAAGAGUGUUCCUCAAGGGAUACCAAGACGUCUCGUUAGUCCUAAUCCAUGGUCUCCUGGUGCUUAUCAGAAUUGGACUGUCAUUAAGGAGAUGCUGGAUGUGCCUGUGGUUUACAUUAUCUUAGCGUUGGUUCCAGCGUCAAUGAUCGCUGUUCUUUACUACUUUGACCAUAGUGUAGCUUCACAGCUAGCACAACAGGAAGAUUUUAACCUGAGGAAGCCACCUUCUUUUCAUUAUGAUCUGCUUCUUCUAGGCUUCUUGACAAUCUUAUGUGGUCUCCUUGGGAUCCCUCCAUCUAAUGGUGUCAUCCCACAAUCACCAAUGCACACCAAAAGCUUAGCAACACUGAAACACCAGUUACUACGAAACAAACUCGUGGCAGCUGCGCGAAAAUGCAUCAGAAACAAAGCAACGUUAGGAGAAGUCUACGGAAGCAUGGAAGAAGCUUACCAGCAAAUGCAAAGCCCUCUGAUACACCAAGGAGCUUCUCGGAUUCAGGGACUCAAACAGUCACAAAUGCAGAAGGGUUUAGGAUCAGUAAACGCAGAUACGCUGGUUGAUGAAGCAGUUUUCGAUGUGGAGACAGAAGUGGAGAAUGUGUUGCCAGUGGAAGUAAAAGAGCAAAGACUAAGCAACUUUCUUCAAGCUAUGUUGGUUGCUGGAUGCGUUGCAGCGAUGCCGUUGAUCAAAAGGAUCCCUAGUUCGGUUCUUUGGGGUUACUUUGCUUACAUGGCUAUUGAAAGCCUCCCAGGGAAUCAGUUCUGGGAGAGGAUUGUGCUUCUCUUCACUGCUCCAAGCAGGAGAUUCAAAGUUCUCGAGGAUAACCAUGCGGUGUUUGUUGAAACGGUGCCGUUUAAGACGAUGGCGAUGUUUACUUUGUUUCAAACGGGGUACUUGCUGGUCUGCUUUGGGAUCACGUGGGUUCCGGUGGCUGGUGUUUUGUUCCCGUUGAUGAUAAUGUUUCUUGUUCCGGUUAGGCAAUACGUGUUGCCUAACUUCUUUAAAGGAGCUCAUCUUCAGGACUUGGACGCUGCAGAGUAUGAAGAAGCUCCUGCUCUCUUAUCAUUCAACCUCAAACCAGAAGGGGAAGUGAGCCGUGCGACGUCGUUUGCGGACAGUGGAGAAGUGAUGGACGGGAUGUUCACGAGGAGCAGAGGAGAGAUAAGGAGAGUGAACAGCAUUAAGCUCGCUGGCAGCGUAGGAGGUGGAUCAACGGGAGGCUCGCCUGCGGGUGGAGUGGAGUUGAUGAGAAGAGUGGUGAGUUUUCAGAAUCCUAGAGUUUCGGAGAAAGUGUAUAUACGGAGCUUAAGUGAUUACAGAGGAGGAGGAGAGAGUAGUCCGAGGUCGCCAGCUGGAAGAGCUCCUCUCAGUCCACGAUUUGCGGCUGCGGGAGGUGGAGAACAGAGACUUUCUAAUUUAGGAAAGUCUGUUUAGUCAAACAUUUAGUGUCUUAAAUUCAUAUUCGUAACCGAUGACUCUACGAAGCCUAUCUGUCUGUUAUAAUGAAAUUACUGAAAUGAAAAAGGAAAAAGGAAGAUUAUUGCUGAGAAUUUAAUUAUUUCAGUAAAACAUUUCUCCUUUUCUUU